Penicillium paradoxum is the source of this 1398-nucleotide messenger RNA. Its product is annotated as Major facilitator superfamily domain general substrate transporter. Gene Ontology annotation, biological process: transmembrane transport. NCBI's taxonomy places the organism in Eukaryota, Fungi, Ascomycota, Eurotiomycetes, Eurotiales, Aspergillaceae. The record is from RefSeq and is a predicted model, not a curated record. The transcript has a single exon. Gene Ontology annotation, molecular function: transmembrane transporter activity. Bases 1 to 1398 code for a protein of 465 amino acids.
AUGGCCUCUCUCGAGCCACAGCUCCCGUCUGAGCACGAUGAUGAUGCUCGAACCAUCACCGUUACCGGGUCUCGGGCAUCAUGGUACCGGUCUAUCCCAUUCCAGAUCGCCAUUGCGAGUGGUGUCUCAUUCACGGCACCUGGCAUGUGGGAUGCCUUGAACAACGUGGGAGCGGGUGGUGCCGCUGAGCCCUAUGCUGUUUCCGCCGCCAACGCUUUGCUUUAUGGAUUGUUUGCUAUUGUGUGUGUCGCCGCCGGUGCUAUCAACAAUCGCAUUGGUCUCAAGUACGGCUUGAUGAUCGGUGCUGUUGCUUACCCGAUCUACGGCGCUGGCCUGUACACUAACAACUACCACCCCACGACAUGGUUCCUGCUUUUCGGUUCCGCGCUGUGCGGUAUCUCCGCAGGCUUUUUCUGGGCCGCAGAGGCGGCUAUUAUCAUCGGUUAUCCUAGUCCCAGUGAGCGUGCUUUCUACCUUGCCAUCUGGCAGACGGCCAAAGCCGCUGGCCCUAUCGUCGGUGGUGCUAUCAGUUUGGGUUUAAAUGCAAAUACAUCCAAGGCAGGAGCCGUCAGCGAAGCGACGUAUAUCACCUUCAUUUCCAUCAUGUGUCUCGGUCUGCCGAUUUCGCUCUUCCUCAGUCCUGCUGAGAAGGUGCGGCGCAAGGAUCGCUCUCUUGUCGUUGUGGAGAAGAAGGAAACUUGGGGCAAGGAGCUCAUGGCUGUCCUUUCGUUGCUCGCCACACGCCGCGUCCUCCUGCUUAUGCCCGCCUUCUUCAUCAGCUAUUUCUACAAUGGCUUCCUGAGUACAUGGCUGACCACCUACUUCACUGUCCGAUCCCGUGCUUUCUCCUCAUUCUUAACCAACUUUGCUGGAAUCGCCUCCUCCUUCCUCCUGGCCAACCUUCUUGAUCGCCAAAAUAUCUUCAUCAAGACCCGCGCCAGGAUCGCCUUCUGCACCAUCGUCGUGCUGCUCACCGGCACCUGGAUCUGGGCCACCAUCCUGCAGAAGCAGUUCUACGACAUGGCCGAGCCCCCAGUCUGGGACUGGUUCACCCCCGGGUUCAACAAAUCCUACGCACUCAUCUUCUUCUGGACCUUCGCCGGCCAAGGGUUUCAACAAUUCCUCUACUGGCUGAUCGGCCAGUACAGCACGGACAUCUCGUCUCUGUCCUACCACUGCGGUAUCCUGCGCGGAUUCGAAGCUCUGGGACAGACCGUUGCAUGGGCCAUGCAGUCCGAAGGCAAUGCGAACCACUUCGUCAGCAUUGGUCUCAACUUCGGAAUCACAUUGCUCGCAUUCUACCCGACAUGGAUCAUUCUCUCUGAAUUGGAGCACAGCCACGAGGUGCAGGUCACCGCGGAUGAUAUUGUGCACAAAGGGGAUGACACAGCAGCUUGA